GAGCGCGGGCUCCGCCCCCGCCGGCAGGCCCCGCCCCGCGCCCGGGUUAGGUUGCGGCGCGGGCGGCGGGCGGAGCUGGUCCCGUUGUGCUGCGGCGCCGCGCGGCCUGCAGUCCCGGGCCCGCGCCCCGCGCCGCCCGCCCGCCCGCCCGCCAUGGAGCCUGGCCCCGACGGCCCCGCCGCCUCCGGCCCCGCCGCCAUCCGCGAGGGCUGGUUCCGCGAGACCUGCAGCCUGUGGCCCGGCCAGGCCCUGUCGCUGCAGGUGGAGCAGCUGCUCCACCACCGGCGCUCGCGCUACCAGGACAUCCUCGUCUUCCGCAGUAAGACCUAUGGCAACGUGCUGGUGUUGGACGGUGUCAUCCAGUGCACGGAGAGAGACGAGUUCUCCUACCAGGAGAUGAUCGCCAACCUGCCUCUCUGCAGCCACCCCAACCCGCGAAAGGUGCUGAUCAUUGGGGGCGGAGAUGGAGGUGUCCUGCGUGAGGUGGUGAAGCACCCCUCCGUGGAGUCCGUGGUCCAGUGUGAGAUCGACGAGGAUGUCAUCCAAGUCUCCAAGAAGUUCCUGCCAGGCAUGGCCAUUGGCUACUCUAGCUCGAAGCUGACCCUACAUGUGGGUGACGGUUUUGAGUUCAUGAAACAGAAUCAGGAUGCCUUCGACGUGAUCAUCACUGACUCCUCAGACCCCAUGGGCCCCGCCGAAAGUCUCUUCAAGGAGUCCUAUUACCAGCUCAUGAAGACAGCCCUCAAGGAAGAUGGUGUCCUCUGCUGCCAGGGUGAGUGCCAGUGGCUGCACCUGGACCUCAUCAAGGAGAUGCGGCAGUUCUGCCAGUCCCUGUUCCCCGUGGUGGCCUACGCCUACUGCACCAUCCCCACCUACCCCAGCGGCCAGAUCGGCUUCAUGCUGUGCAGCAAGAACCCGAGCACGAACUUCCAGGAGCCGGUGCAGCCGCUGACGAAGCAGCAGGUGGCGCAGAUGCAGCUGAAGUACUACAACUCCGACGUGCACCGCGCCGCCUUUGUGCUGCCCGAGUUUGCCCGCAAGGCCCUGAAUGAUGUGAGCUGAGCCCAGGCGCCACCACUGAUGCCACCCAGGACCUUGGACCUUGGAGCCUGCGGGGUGCCUCGGCCCCUCCAGCCCCGGGCCCGACCUCCUGCUGGCUCUCGCCCACCAACCAAGUGUUACAAGCCCCAGAAUGCUGCCCGGCCUGCCCUGCUGGGCGGACUGUCUGUGUGUCUGUCUCUCUGGCGUUCCACCUCCAAGCCUAUACCAGCUGUGUACAGCGCCAUCUCUCUGCCUUCUGUUGCCCCUCACUCACCAAACACGUGUAUUUAUAGCAAA
Molecule: messenger RNA, 1338 nt
Organism: Pan troglodytes (chimpanzee)
Lineage: Eukaryota; Metazoa; Chordata; Mammalia; Primates; Hominidae
Gene: SRM
Product: spermidine synthase
Exons: 8
Coding region: 154-1062 (302 amino acids)
Biological process (GO): spermidine biosynthetic process
Cellular component (GO): cytosol
Molecular function (GO): spermidine synthase activity
Source: RefSeq, a predicted model, not a curated record